This is a messenger RNA of Aspergillus tanneri, 816 nucleotides long. Its product is annotated as class I SAM-dependent methyltransferase. The transcript has 2 exons. Lineage: Eukaryota; Fungi; Ascomycota; Eurotiomycetes; Eurotiales; Aspergillaceae. The coding region runs from base 1 to 816 and encodes 271 amino acids. The record is from RefSeq and is a predicted model, not a curated record.
AUGAGUGCAUCCCGUGUAGGACGCGCCGCAUUGAAGAAGGCUAAGAUGCCUAUCGCCGCCUCUCCAAAGACGGGUGGUGGAAAAAUUCCCGUUGAAGGUCCAGGAAAAAAGACCCCGGUAGCACCAUCACUGCCAAAGCGGGCCAACCCGCAUCUUACCAACCUGCAAAUGGAUCAGGCUCGCAUGUCGCCCAAGGUCAUGACCGUUCUCGGCGUCAGCGUCCUGGCCAUGAGCACAUACUGCGGCUAUCUGUAUGCAACCUACAAGCGAGAAGUGGCCCAGGCGCAAUCGCUAGACAUCCCCCGAGAUGUAUCAGACCGAUACAAUCGGACGGCGGGCACGUUUGAUGCCGAUGUUGAACUAUCUGAAAAGCUAAUGUGGUUGGGGAGCAAGCGAAAGGACCUGGUGCGCCGCGCACGCGGAGACGUCCUAGAGGUCAGCUGUGGAACAGGCCGGAAUCUUGAAUACUAUGACCUCGGUGAGCGGAGGGGGCUCGAUAAGCAGGGCCACGUAGGGGUACGAGGCUGUCGCUCCGUGACGUUCAUCGAUCUCAGCCCACAGAUGGUUGAGAUCACGCGAAAUAAAUUCACCAAAAUACAUCCGGUGUUCCAGAAUGUGGUUUUUCGAACGCAGGAUGCGGCGGAUGUCGUGCCCCCUUCGACCGGGGCACACCCCGCUUACUACGAUACCGUCAUACAGACUAUGGGGCUAUGCUCAAUGCCGGAUCCAGUUCGCACCCUACGGCAUCUGGGGACCAUCACCGAGCCGCAGAGGGGGGGAGAUCUUGCUAUUGGAACACGGUCGAUCACACUAUGA